AUAACAGACUCAGCUGGGCACAUCCUGUAUGCCAAGGAGGAUGCCACUAAGGGCAAGUUUGCCUUCACCACAGAAGACUAUGAUAUGUUUGAGGCCUGCUUUGAGAGCAAGCUUCCUGUGGGAACAGGGAGGAUGCCGGACCAGCUCGUGAUUCUGGAUAUGAAGCAUGGAGUUGAAGCAAAGAACUACGAGGAGAUUGCUAAAGUAGAGAAGCUGAAGCCUCUGGAAGUAGAACUGAGGCGCCUGGAAGAUCUUUCAGAGUCCAUCGUUAACGACUUUGCCUAUAUGAAGAAACGAGAAGAGGAGAUGAGGGACACAAAUGAGUCGACAAACACCCGAGUUCUGUACUUCAGCAUUUUCUCCAUGUGCUGUCUCAUUGGACUGGCCACGUGGCAGGUUUUCUACCUGCGUCGCUUCUUCAAGGCCAAGAAACUGAUUGAGUAAAGGAGCAAGUCUUCCUCCCCCUCCUCUCAGACCCAGCUGGACACCGCUGGCACCCAGCCGUGGCCCCCGGGAGCCAUCUCACAGAUGAUACCCACUGACUGGAGCUUUUCUGCAGGAACUUGGACCCUCAGGGGGGAGGGGAGCCUAAACAUUGGAGGCAACGGGGGACUUGUGAAAACUUGUUGGAUAUUGAGGGUGGGGGAGGUUGUGUUGGGUUUGGGGGUUCCUGGGGCAGUGAUUAAAUAAAGAAAGAUGUUUCCAUGACAGCUGCAGCAAGUUUUUGCGCUGUCUGUUCUCUUUUUAUAAUCUUGGCUUGAUGAUGUCUCCCAUCUGUCUGUGACUGUAGUGUUACUCUGAGCCACUUGACCCUGCUGAGCUCUUCAGUGUGGUACAGCUAGCACCAGGGCAGAGCAGGGGACUCCCUGUUCUGACCAGCUGGGAGCUAAGCCUUGUGCAAAGGGAGGUGAGUGCAAAGCAAUAGGUUUCAUUGUUCCAGCAGGGCCUGAGGAUAGAGGAGGGUCCAAGGUUUGGUCACUGUUGUGGACCUCUGUGUGGAGGUGGUGUCUUUGUGCUGA
Molecule: messenger RNA, 1019 nt
Organism: Merops nubicus (carmine bee-eater)
Lineage: Eukaryota; Metazoa; Chordata; Aves; Coraciiformes; Meropidae
Gene: TMED10
Product: transmembrane emp24-like trafficking protein 10 (yeast)
Exons: 4
Biological process (GO): Golgi organization; intracellular protein transport; endoplasmic reticulum to Golgi vesicle-mediated transport
Cellular component (GO): endoplasmic reticulum; Golgi apparatus; endoplasmic reticulum-Golgi intermediate compartment
Source: RefSeq, a predicted model, not a curated record